Messenger RNA from Marmota flaviventris (yellow-bellied marmot), 3815 nucleotides. RefSeq names its product USO1 vesicle transport factor (gene Uso1). NCBI's taxonomy places the organism in Eukaryota, Metazoa, Chordata, Mammalia, Rodentia, Sciuridae. The record is from RefSeq and is a predicted model, not a curated record. Gene Ontology annotation, cellular component: endoplasmic reticulum; cytoplasm; Golgi stack. Gene Ontology annotation, molecular function: protein binding. Gene Ontology annotation, biological process: transcytosis; endoplasmic reticulum to Golgi vesicle-mediated transport; intracellular protein transport.
CUUCGAGCCGCCACGUAACGCCACGUCCCCGCGCCUGCGCAUCUCGGCCGGCGGCGGCGGCUGUUUCCGGGCUUAGGCAGCAGGAGCGGCCGCCGAGUGGGAGGUGGUGGUGUCCCCGGCCGAGAAGUGCAGAGUGUGGGCUAGGGGUACAGGCCCUGCAGAAGGCAGGGGAAGUUGCCCUAUUUUCUUUACCCAAGGGGCUGGUAAAGCCGGUGGCCGAGCGACAAGAUGAAUUUCCUCCGCGGGGUAAUGGGGGGUCAGAGUGCCGGACCCCAACAUACCGAAGCCGAGACGAUUCAAAAGCUUUGUGACCGAGUAGCUUCAUCUACUUUAUUGGAUGAUCGAAGAAAUGCUGUGCGUGCCCUCAAAUCAUUAUCUAAGAAAUACCGCUUGGAAGUGGGUAUUCAAGCUAUGGAACAUCUUAUCCACGUUUUACAAACAGAUCGUUCGGAUUCUGAAAUAAUAGGUUAUGCUUUGGACACAUUAUAUAAUAUAAUAUCUAAUGAUGAAGAAGAAGAAGUAGAAGAAAAUUCCACAAGACAAAGUGAGGAUUUGGGAAGCCAGUUUACAGAAAUUUUCAUUAAGCAGCAAGAAAAUGUCACUCUCCUGUUAUCUUUAUUGGAGGAAUUUGAUUUCCAUGUCCGUUGGCCUGGUGUGAAGCUUCUGACUUCUCUUUUAAAACAACUAGGACCCCAGGUGCAGCAGAUUAUUUUAGUCAGUCCAAUGGGUGUUUCCAGACUGAUGGACUUAUUGGCAGAUUCCAGGGAAGUUAUUCGUAAUGAUGGUGUCUUACUACUACAGGCAUUAACAAGAAGCAAUGGAGCAAUUCAGAAAAUUGUUGCUUUUGAAAAUGCUUUCGAGAGGCUACUGGACAUUAUUACAGAGGAGGGGAACAGUGAUGGAGGUAUAGUAGUUGAAGAUUGUUUGAUUCUGCUCCAAAACUUGUUAAAAAACAACAAUUCCAAUCAAAAUUUUUUUAAAGAAGGCUCAUAUAUUCAGCGCAUGAAACCUUGGUUUGAAGUUGGAGAUGAAAAUUCUGGCUGGUCUGCACAGAAAGUGACCAAUCUACAUCUAAUGCUACAGCUUGUGCGGGUACUAGUAUCUCCCACCAACCCUCCUGGUGCUACCAGUAGCUGUCAGAAAGCUAUGUUCCAGUGUGGGUUACUGCAACAGCUUUGCACUAUCUUAAUGGCUACUGGAGUCCCUGCUGAUAUCCUGACUGAGACCAUAAAUACUGUAUCAGAAGUUAUUCGAGGCUGCCAAGUAAACCAAGACUACUUUGCUUCUGUAAACGCACCUUCAAACCCACCAAGACCAGCAAUUGUAGUACUUCUCAUGUCUAUGGUUAAUGAAAGGCAGCCAUUUGUGUUGCGCUGUGCUGUUCUCUAUUGUUUCCAGUGUUUCUUAUAUAAAAACCAAAAAGGACAAGGAGAAAUUGUGUCAACGCUUCUACCUUCCACUAUUGAUGCAACAGGGAAUUCAGUCUCAGCUGGACAGUUAUUAUGUGGAGGUUUGUUUUCUACUGAUUCACUUUCAAACUGGUGUGCUGCUGUGGCUCUUGCCCAUGCUUUACAAGAAAAUGCUACUCAGAAAGAACAGCUGCUCAGGGUUCAACUUGCUACGAGUAUUGGCAACCCUCCUGUUUCCUUACUGCAACAGUGCACCAACAUCCUUUCACAGGGAAGUAAAAUACAGACAAGAGUUGGAUUAUUAAUGUUGCUUUGUACCUGGUUAAGCAACUGUCCCAUCGCAGUCACACAUUUUCUUCACAAUUCAGCCAAUGUUCCAUUUCUUACUGGACAAAUUGCAGAAAAUCUUGGAGAAGAGGAGCAGUUGGUUCAAGGGUUAUGUGCCCUUCUGUUGGGUAUUUCAAUUUACUUCAAUGACAACUCACUUGAGAGCUAUAUGAAAGAGAAACUAAAACAAUUAAUAGAGAAGAGGAUUGGUAAAGAGAAUUUCAUAGAGAAACUAGGCUUUAUUAGCAAACAUGAGUUAUACUCCAGAGCAUCACAGAAACCCCAACCGAACUUCCCCAGUCCAGAAUACAUGAUAUUUGAUCAUGAGUUUACAAAGCUGGUGAAAGAACUUGAAGGUGUUAUUACUAAAGCUAUUUAUAAGUCAAGUGAAGAAGAUAAGAAAGAAGAGGAGGUAAAGAAAACUUUAGAACAGCAUGACAGUAUUGUGACUCACUACAAAAAUAUGAUUCGUGAGCAAGAUCUACAACUUGAGGAAUUAAAGCAGCAGAUUUCUACAUUAAAAUGUCAAAAUGAACAGCUCCAAACAGCAGUCACACAGCAAGCAUCUCAGAUUCAGCAGCAGAAGGAUCAGUAUAAUCUUCUUAAAGUACAGCUAGGAAAAGACAAUCAGCAUCAAGGUCCUUACAAUAAUGGGGCUCAGAUGAAUGGUAUUCAGCCAGAAGAAAUUAGUAGAUUACGAGAAGAGAUAGAAGAGUUAAAAAGUAAUCGAGAACUUUUACAAACCCAACUUGCUGAAAAAGACUCUUUGAUUGAAAAUUUGAAAUCUUCCCAAACUGCUUCUGAUAUGAAUGAACAGUCUUCAACUAAAGAUUCUGAACAAAUUGCAGAAUUAAAACAGGAACUGGCAACUUUAAAGUCUCAAUUAAACUCACAAUCUGUAGAGAUCACCAGACUACACACAGAAAAGCAUGAGCUGUUACAGAAAAUGGAAGCAUUUACAAAAUCCAUUCCUGUACAAGGAGAAAAUGAGUCUAUAAUAGCUUCUAAAACUACUGAUGUAGAGGGAAGACUAUCAGCAUUACUACAAGAAACUAAAGAAUUGAAGAAUGAAGUUAAAGCUCUGUCUGAGGAAAGAACUGCCAUUAAAGAGCAGCUGGAUUCAUCAAACAGCACUAUUGCUAUUUUACAAAAUGAGAAAGACAAACUACAGUUGGAAGUUACAGAUUCUAAAAAAGAACAAGAUGAUCUCUUGGUGCUGUUGGCCGAUCAAGAUCAGAAAAUAUUGUCAUUGAAGAAUAAACUCAAGGAUCUUGGUCAUCCAAUUGAAGAAGAGGAUGAACUUGAAUCUGGAGAUCAAGAUGAUGAGGAUGAUGAAAAUGAAGAUGGUAUCAAGGACCAGGAUCAUAUCUAACUCUAAAAUCUCUAGGAAUAAUAGACAUUAUAUUGUAAUUUUGAAGAUGGAAUCUUAAGAGUGUUUUGGUUUGCCUCCACAGGAAAUAAAGAUUUAGAAACCAAGUGGAAAACAUUCACUAAUAAGACUAUUGAUGUAUUUUUUAAUUUUGCCACCCAUGUUGAAAACCCUAAAACUCUCUACAGAACACCCAUUUUAUUUAAAUUCAUCUAAUCUGUCCCAAAAUAUAAUUUGUGAAGACAAAUGCUCGCGCGCACACAAAACCAUUUGAAGGCAUGUGGUGGCAGUGCUAUUGGCCUUAUUAGUUCAUUGGUUGUUUACUUUUCAGAAUUUGUGGCUUUUAAAUACUAACACAUUUGAUUUUUAUAUAUUGGGUUGGAAUCAUUUCUAAAUUCAGCAUUUGAACUCUUAGCUAAUGAUUUCCUUUUAUAGAAAGGAAAUUUACUUAAAGGCAAGAUAGUCUGGGCACAUGUUAUCAGCCCUUGGUGGCAUGUGACUCCCAAGAUGAGCAGGAGAGGGCAAUUGAGAAUGAGUGCUUUGACACCUGAUGUGGCUGUAUUUUGUACCUCUGAAGAAAGAAGGAUACUGACACAGUGAUGUGGAGGGAGGUUCUGAUAAACUUUUGCAGCAGUGUAUUAAUACAGUUGGUUUUCUUUUUAUUUUAAGCUAAAUAUGGAAAAUAAAUUACAAGUUAAUAGCUCAUACAA